UUUGUACGUGCAGCACAUAUCCAUCUGACGGCUUUAUUGUGAAACUACGAUUUCCGGAAGUCUUCUAGUUUGUUUUGUUAUUAUCAUGUAAUUGACGAUCCUUGUCCAGGCUGACGUGGAACGUUUCUGGAGAAAUGGUCAAUAUGGUUGUCAUAACUGGAACUGGAGCUGCACAGUUAGUGUAAAUACACGUAACGUUUCAAAUGUUGAAGGUUUUAUUAUGAAUAAUAAUAAUUAUAGUUCACAAUCAUAUUCCAAUGCAGGCAAACUCAGGAUAUUUAUAUAUUUAUAUAUGCAUGUAUGUGAGUAGUAUGAAUGUUUGUGUGUGUGUGUGUGUGUGUGUGUGUAUGUGUGUGUGUGUGUGUGUGUGUGUGUGUGUGUGUGUGUGUGUUUGUGUGCGUGUGUGUUUGUGUGAUUUCUUAGGCUAACACCACUCAUUUCAUAACUGAACACUGACUGUCAGCUGUUAACUGGUUACUGUGGUCCAAUUACUCUCUAACAAUCUUGUGACUGCAUGGUCACCACACAUUGGCUACACAGAAAACAAACAUGCUCAUUCAGGACGUCUCUCUCUCUCUCUCUCUCUCUCUCUCUCUCUCUCUCUCUCUCUCUCUCUCUCUCUCUCUCUCUCUCUCUAUCUCUAUCUUUUCCUCCCAUCAUUGCAUCUACUGCCAUUGUUAGAUUCUUCAUUCAUUUCCUGUGUUUACGGGGACAUAUAAUAUAGUCCUAAAGAGGGGAACAUCUGCAUAUGUGCAUUAUUUCCAGACAAUUAAAGAACCUGUUCACAAAUGUCCUACAAUGCAUUGUUAAAUAAAGCUGGGGGGUCCUGCAGUAAUGUGUAUUUGUCUCAAAAUGCAAUGGGUUCUUCCCAGGUCCAGGCCCCUUCUCAUCCCCUGGUUUGGUCGAAUUUGGUUGAAUCGUUUUUGCGUAAUUGUGUUGUCAAACAAACCAACAAACACACAGUGUGACAAAAUGACCUCCCUGGCAAAGAUCAGUUCAAGAAUUCUGAAGCCAGUGGUAAAGGAAGUAUAGGGAAGGUCUAAAUAAUAAAAGUAAGUACCCACUUUCUUAUAUAUGAAGCUAAUACACUAUAUCUAAACUAGCCCAGAGACAAGAACACUAAUGCAACAGUCUGCUACGUCAUCAUAGCUAAGGUUUGGUCUCAUAAUACAUUUCAGAUUAUAUCUUCGUCACUAGUGAUGCUGCUGCAGGAGGCGGGGUCUAUUGUUACCUAUCUGCUCUGAUUGGAUCAUUGAACCAACACCCCUCUAAUUAUUGAUUACCUUUAAAGCUAAACAAAAAAAUCAAUGUGAACAUGUAACACAAUGUAUGUGGAGUAGAAAGUACAGAUAACGUGAUAAAUGUACAUAAGUAAAGUACAGAUACAUAAAAAAUGUGCUUAACUACAACAACUAAUUAAAUGUACAUUGCUACAUCCCACUCCUGUGUGUAUGCACAUGAAUGUGAAUAUGUAUGUGUUAACAUGUCCCAAUGCAUGUAGUGAGUUUUGUCCCUUGUGGCUCCUCAUAGUGUCCUCCUGCCGGGACGGGUUAAUGCGCACACGGGAUUAGACGGUAAUCCGCACUCAUGCGCAAACACAAGUGCGUGAGACUGGAGAGAGGUUCUGCUCUAAUUCUGCGACUACCACAGAUUUCCUCUGAGCUCAUGAUGGAGAAGUGAAAGAGAUCAUAAGGAUUUGACGGCUGAUUGUUCAUCUACACAAAAAAACAAGCUGGAAGUGGAUGGAACAAACUGACGUGAGCCGUAUGCCACUGACAUGUCAGUUUCGGGAUCGAGGACAGGAUGUCUAAAUGUGAGCUGAUCGAGCUGCAGGACCUCAGUCUGAAUGAUCCCAUCGAGCUGGCUGCUCCUGCGGCCCGCGCCGCCCCAUCGGCUCAGCCCUGCUCCUUCAGCCUUGUCCGACUGGUUGGAGACAGCGUCAGCAUCGAGAGACCCGGGCGUCGGACAGGAGAGAUUGGAGUGGGUCAUGACUUCCAGAUCGACAGUCACGCUCACCUCACCUGGUGUGACCUGUGUGGAGAAUUCAUCUGGGGUCUCUACAAGCAGGGUUUACGCUGCACCAAAUGCAGUUACACUUGUCACUACCGCUGUCAACCAUUCAUUCACCUGGACUGCAGCGCAGAUGGAAGUUUGUUAACAGACCAGGGAGAUUUGUCUGUCGACGUCAUCGAGACAGACACUAAUGUGGAUGAAAAGAUCGAUUUGGGUAAACAGGGUUUAAGUGUCGGGGAGAUUCAGCAGAAGGUUAAGGAGUAUAACGCUCAGAUCAACAGUAACCUCUCCAUGAUGGUGAAUAAAGACGGGUUCUACACUGGUUUCAUCAAGGUCCAUUUUCAGUUGCUUCGGCCGAUCUCCCUCCCUCCUCCUCAGAGCCCGAUGUGCUCGACAGAAGACGGAGAUCAGCAGGACAGGCGGAUGAAACGGCGGACAUCUUUCUACCUCCCCAAAGAUACUGCGAAACACCUGCACAUAAGCUCCCAAACACGGGUACGGGAAGUGAUCGAGGCGCUGCUCAACAAGUUCACUGUGGUGGACAACCCGGCCAAGUUUGCCCUGUUCGAACGCACUGAGAGACAAAGUCAAGUGUACACCCGUAAACUUUCUGAUGACGUAUGUCCACUCUACCUACGCUUGUGUGCCGGACCGAGUGAGAAAAUCCUGUGUCUGGUUUUGAAAGAAAAUGAGACUGGGGAAGUCAAUUGGGAUGCGUUCAGCUUUCCUGAGUUGUGCAACUUUCUGCGGAUCCUGAAACGAGAAGAAGAAGAGCAUGUCCGGCAGAUAGUGAGGCGUUAUGCUCUCGCCAGAGAAAGGACGAAGCAGGCGAUGGCGAGGAUUACUGCUCCGGCUUGAAAAGAGCCUUCUGCUCCCAUCAUGGAUCAGAAUGGGGAUCAAGAAGAAUUUUUCAAGCAAUGGAAAAGUGAGGGAAAGACCUCGGACAAUGACAUUGGGUAGAAAAGGGGAUGUUUAAGAAGAAGGGAUACUGCUGUUACAUUCAGUGAGAACCAACUAAAGACACUGCCACUGAUUGUGCGAGUUUAACCACUGUUUUUAACUGGUUUGACAAAAAAACAUUAAAGAUCCCAACCAUUCAUUGCAGAUAAUCCUUGAAAAACUGCUGCUUGGAUAUAAUAUUUAUAGCAGUGUUAAAGACCUAUUUUUCAUUUUUAUGUGACAUUUAGUUUAUUUUAUCCUUUUUGAGACUCUUUUUUAAAAUGUUGGCACUUUACUAAACCUGUGAAAUGAAUAUGCAUAAGUUAAAAGUAUAAAUUCUAAUAAUCAAAUAAACUAAUGAUAGUAAAUGAUGGGUCAAUUAA
This is a messenger RNA of Pleuronectes platessa (European plaice), 3335 nucleotides long. RefSeq names its product Ras association domain family member 1 (gene rassf1). Gene Ontology annotation, cellular component: nucleus; microtubule cytoskeleton. Gene Ontology annotation, biological process: Ras protein signal transduction. The transcript has 8 exons. The record is from RefSeq and is a predicted model, not a curated record. Bases 1804 to 2871 code for a protein of 355 amino acids. NCBI's taxonomy places the organism in Eukaryota, Metazoa, Chordata, Actinopteri, Pleuronectiformes, Pleuronectidae.